This is a messenger RNA of Trematosphaeria pertusa, 2142 nucleotides long. RefSeq names its product DNA-binding protein SMUBP-2. The record is from RefSeq and is a predicted model, not a curated record. The transcript has 5 exons. Lineage: Eukaryota; Fungi; Ascomycota; Dothideomycetes; Pleosporales; Trematosphaeriaceae. Gene Ontology annotation, molecular function: RNA binding; ATP hydrolysis activity; 5'-3' DNA helicase activity. The coding region runs from base 1 to 2142 and encodes 713 amino acids.
AUGCCGAAACCUACAGAUAUCCCAUCCUUCGCGGCGACCCAGCUCACCCUGCUCGACGCCGAACUGCAGGCCGAGCUCGCGGAAACAAACGCGCUGCUUUCGUCACACACGCCAACCGCGCUUUCCCGCGCUGGGCUGGCCAUCCUGAACCUUAAUGUUUCCUCUAUACGCACUGGCCUCGGCGGCAAAAGUGUGGUCGAGCUCGGACUUGACCCGGCGGUCGUGACAAAAGGCGAGAAGGCGGAUAUUCCCGAACAUGGGAUUAGAGUGGGAGAUAUUGUGGCCAUACAGGACCAGCCAACUGGGAGCGCGAAGAAGACCGAGAAGCGUGAACUCGCGAAGAAGGGCGUCGAAGGCGUGGUGCUGAGAGUGAGGAGGGAGAACAUCGAAGUAGUGCUGGAUAAGGAGGAUGCAGAUGUGCCCAGCGGAGGGAAGCUAUGGAUGAUGAACCAAACCAUGACGAAGCUUCAGAAAUUCGAAGAGCAAGAGUACACGCCUUUCAUGCGGGUGCUGUUCGGCCAGGGGACACCUUCGCCUCUUCCGACAGAUCUCAAUGACCCUUCCAAUCCACUCCACAAGCUCGAAUGGAAUGAUCCGACAUUGAACGAUAGCCAGAAGGAGGCUAUCAGAUUUGCUCUGGCAUCGCGAGAGGUUGCCUUGAUCCAUGGUCCGCCAGGAACUGGCAAGACUCAUACGCUGAUCGAACUAAUCCUACAGCUGCUAAAGCAAAAGCUUCGUCUGCUGGUGUGCGGGCCGUCAAACAUAUCAGUGGACAACAUCGUUGAGCGGCUCGCUUCUCACAAGGUUCCAAUGAUUCGUCUGGGCCAUCCAGCGCGCCUCCUGCCCUCAGUCUUGAACCACUCUCUGGACGUCCUCACUCGAACGUCCGAUGCCGCGGCUCUCGUCCAGGAUGUGCGCAAGGAGAUGGACGAUAAACAGGCGUCUAUUCGCAAGACCCGGAAUGCAAAAGAGCGCCGACAGGUUUACAGUGACCUGAAAGAGCUGCGGAAGGAGUACAGAGAGCGGGAGAAGGCCUGCGUGGACAACUUGGUCCGCGGAAGUAGUGUUGUGCUUGCGACGCUGCACGGGGCAGGUGGCUUCCAUGUGAAAGGGCAGGAGUUCGAUGUGGUAAUAGUGGACGAGGCUAGUCAGGCCUUGGAAGCGCAAUGUUGGGUCCCUUUACUUUGGGUCAAAGCAUCGAAGCUAGUGCUAGCCGGAGACCACCUGCAACUACCGCCAACUAUCAAGUCGCUAAACUCUAAAGAAGCGAAAGCAGCGAAAAAGGAAGCCAAGAAGAAGGAUGAAAAGAAGAGCAAGGACAAGAAAUCGAAGGCUGAAGAUGGUGCUCAGAACAAUGCGGAGCCGUCAGUAAAGCCGGUGGCAGCAGACAUGACGUUGGAAACAACGCUCUUUGAUAGGCUGCUGGCACUCCACGGCCCAUCUAUCAAACGCAUGCUAACGACGCAAUACCGCAUGCAUGAGAAAAUCAUGCAGUUUCCUUCUGCCGAACUAUACGAAUCGAAGCUUAUAGCUGCCGACUUCGUCAAGGAUCGAUUGCUCAAGGAUCUGCCAUACAGUAUCAAGGAUAGUGAGGAUACUCGCGAACCGAUCGUCUUCUGGGAUACUCAGGGCGGAGACUUCCCCGAAAAGACCGAAGAUGAAGAGCUGGGGAAAGGCGCUAAAGGCAUGAGCCUGGGCGACAGCAAGUCCAACGAGGCAGAAGCCGCGCUGGUCAGACUGCAUGUCAGUAAUCUCGUAGCUGCUGGUGUCAAAGCGGAGGAUAUAGCAGUGGUUACGCCGUACAAUGCUCAGCUAGCCAUCCUUUCUGGAAUGCUUAAAGAAGCAUAUCCAGGCAUUGAAUUAGGCUCCGUCGACGGGUUUCAGGGCCGCGAAAAAGAAGCCGUGAUCGUCAGCAUGGUGAGGAGCAAUGCGGACCACGAAGUCGGGUUCCUGGGCGAAAAGCGGCGAUUGAAUGUGGCGAUGACGCGACCAAAAAGGCAUUUAUGCGUUGUUGGCGACUCGGAUACGGUAGGCAGGGGCAGCAAGUUCCUCAAGGCGUGGAUGGAAUUCUUGGAGGAGCAUGCGGACCUGCGAUACCCCAAUCUUAGCGACAUAUACGUGGACGAACGGAAUGCCGGAUGA